CAAAUCAGCCCAACUCAGCAUAUAAACCCAUCGGCUUACUUCAAAAGCAUCUUCAAGCUGCAGCCUGAAGGAGGAGACUUUCCCAAUCCUUAUUCUGACCACAGGAACAUGACUUUGAGGCUUUGCUCUGCCUGGAUUUUCAUCCUCCUCCUUCCUGGCCUCUCAGAUGGAGGGAAACUCCUGGUAUUGCCCAUGGAUGGAAGUCACUGGCUUAGCAUGCAGCCACUGGUUGAAAAGCUCAGCGAGAGAGGACAUGAAGUGGUGGUGCUUAUACCAGAAGUAAGCUGGCGUAUGAGAGUGGCACAGACCUACACAGUGAAAGCAUUCCCGGUGUCUUACACACUAGAAGACUUGGAUAAUGGCUUCUCUGAGUAUGUUGCCACUCACCUGAAGGACCUGCCUUUCCCACUGAACACCCUAGCAAUAUACAACAGCUCAGUACUUAUUUUCCAACUACUAUUUACUCAAUGCAAGAACCUAUUCAGCAACAAGGAGCUCCUUCAGUACGUGAAUCAAAGCAGAUUUGAUGCUCUCCUAACAGACCCCAUCUGUAUGUGCGGACCACUGCUCGCUCAAUAUUUUUCUCUUCCAUAUGUGUUCUUUAUGAGAGGAUUUCCUUGCAACUUACACUAUGAUGCUCCGCGGUGCCCAAGUCCUCUGUCCUACAUACCCAGGCUAUUUACCUUCAACUCCGACCAAAUGACUUUCUUUCAGAGAGUGGAAAAUGCACUGAUUUACCUCCUGGAGCCUGCGUACUGUAACGGUUUCUAUGAAAUAGCACUAAAGUUUGCUUCUGAAGUUCUUCAGAGAGAUGUAUCCCUCAUAGACUUUGUGGACUCUGCUUCCAUUUGGCUUCUGAGAUUUGACUUUGUAUUUGAGUACGUCAGACCUGUGAUGCCCAAUAUGGUCUUUAUUGGAGGCAUAAACUGCGCCCAGAGGAAACCACUGCCUAAGGUAUGGGUUUUAUACCUCCAAAUCAUACGUUUGCAAUGA
Pezoporus flaviventris is the source of this 993-nucleotide messenger RNA. Its product is annotated as UDP-glucuronosyltransferase 1A9-like. Lineage: Eukaryota; Metazoa; Chordata; Aves; Psittaciformes; Psittacidae. The record is from RefSeq and is a predicted model, not a curated record. The transcript has a single exon. The coding region runs from base 109 to 993 and encodes 294 amino acids. Gene Ontology annotation, molecular function: UDP-glycosyltransferase activity.